AUGGUCACAGUGAGAGCUGUGCUAUCCUUCGCUGCCAUGAAUGGUGAUCUGAUGGAAGAAGUGUAUAUGACUCCACCUCCUGGUCUUUUAGGUGAAGGGGAGCCUCCAAGGAUUUGUUUUCUGCAGAGUCGUCAUGACUACUCACUCUUUAGCAAGAGGUCUGGUUCUGACUUAGUCAUCAUCGUUAUCUAUGUAUAUGACCUCUUAAUCACUGGCUCCUCUUCUCAAUUGAUUCAGGAGGCUAAGACUAUGCUCCAACAUCACUUUAAGAUCAAGGACCUGGGGAAGAUGAGAUACUUCCUUGGUCUUGAAAUUGCUAGGAGUAGGCAUGGAAUUCUAACGAACUCACAUGGCAAUCUGAAUGUUGAUGAGUUGCUAAGUGAUCCUAAUAGCUAUCAGAGAAUAGUUGGAAAACUGUUGUACCUAGCUAUGACAAGUCCAGAUAUCAACUAUGAUGUUCAGAACUUAAGACAAUUCAUGCAUAAGCUAAAGAGGUCAUACUUGGAAGGAGCAUUGAAGGUUGUGAGAUAUUUGAAGAAUGCAUCAGGAUUGGGAAUUUUGUUGUCUUCCAAACCAUCUAAACAACUCACAGUCCACUGUGAUGCAGAUUGGGCCACAUGUCCAAUGACUAGGAAAUUAGUAAGUGGAUUUGUGGUAAAGCUGGGUGAUUCUCUUAUCUCUUAUAAAUCAAAGAAACAAGUACAACGUCAAGGAGCUCUACAGAAGCAGAGUACAGGAGUAUGGCUAAUGCAAUAG
Molecule: messenger RNA, 756 nt
Organism: Nicotiana attenuata
Lineage: Eukaryota; Viridiplantae; Streptophyta; Magnoliopsida; Solanales; Solanaceae
Exons: 4
Coding region: 1-756 (251 amino acids)
Source: RefSeq, a predicted model, not a curated record